Molecule: messenger RNA, 2638 nt
Organism: Sorghum bicolor (sorghum)
Lineage: Eukaryota; Viridiplantae; Streptophyta; Magnoliopsida; Poales; Poaceae
Exons: 3
Coding region: 26-2242 (738 amino acids)
Source: RefSeq, a predicted model, not a curated record
CAACACCGCAACGGUCGGAUACUGAAUGGCUCAAGUUUGGAAACACUUCAUCCCGUCCCAUCCCCAAUCUCUCUCCAUCUCCGGCUCUCCGCCUUCCACAGAUCCCCAGAUCGCCACAUCAAAUCGAAUCCACCCACUGCGCCACCCCUUCACCAUGGAGUCUCCCAAGCGAGAGCGAGUUUUUCCCCAAGGUUCCCCGCGAAGGAGCCCCAAGGCGAUGAGGCCUGGAGCAGCAAGGGGGGCCGACGAGAACACAAGCCCUAAGCAUCUCGUGGCGGUGGGGGCCGCGUCCUCGCAGAGGAAGAAGGUGCUCGGGGAGAGGAACGACGGCGGCGUCGGGGUCAUGAAGGGCGCCACAGCGCCGCCAGUGCAGCAGCCAAAGCCCGCGCCGAGCCCCCCGACGCUCGCGGGCCACGGCGCGGGGCCGUACGACCCGAAGACGAACUACACCAUGCAGCGGCCGACGUUCCGGUGCUACGACCCCGAACGGCGCCGCGAGAUCCUCCUCCGGGUGUCACGCGCGGCAGACGUGAUGCACGACGACUGCUCCAGCACGACCUCGGGUACUGCGGCCUCGGAGGAGGACGGUGAUUCCUUGGCCUCGGACGCGGCGGCAGCGUCGCCUAUCUCGUCGGCGCCAAGGAGCGACUCCGAGGCCGAGCUUGACGACGGCGAGGAGGAGGAGGAGGAGGAGGAGGUAGUCCCAGCGCGUCGAGGCGGGUGGGCUCGGCGGCUGUUUCUGUUACUCGUCGCUGUGUCCUGCACCUUAUGCUACAUUUACUGUAUGAAUCCCGCUGCUUUCCCUACUUAUUCAGAAGAUGCACUCGGUUUCGUUGGAGGGAUUGGGGGCUUGUACGAUGCUGGUGAUCAUGAACGAGAAUCACUGGGAUUAUUAGGGCCAGUUUAUAUGAUGGGUCCAGAGGAUGUGCCAAAAGGAAGUACAAAUCAAAUUGUUCACGAAGACACUAAACGUGUGGAUCAUCUGGUGUCAGUUACUGCGAUGGGGCUAGCUGAUAUCUGCCUGAAUGUUUCCUUAGGAGAAUUGACAUGCCAAGUUGGGAGUGAAAGAAGUGAGAAUGUGUCAGAUUUGAAGGAAUAUUCUGAAAUGGACAUACUCGAUACAGAAGGGGCAAUCUCCUUUCAGAAUGAUAAUCAAAGCAGUGAAGUUGAUUGGUCGGGUGGAAACGUCCCACUGGAUUCCAUUAGUUCCACUACAACUCAAACUAAUGAGGAGGAGGGCAGCUCAGAAUCAGUUCAUCUAGAGGAAUGGGAGGAUUGCUCAAAUCAGUGUGUACUGCAGUUAGUCUCUAUGGAGAAGGCAAUAAAAUCAGCAAGUGACAAGAUGGAAGAUAAAAAGGUGGAAAGUGAGGAGUUGGAUCUCUGGCAGUAUGAGAAUACAGCAGAAGCUGCUAAAACAAUAUGCUCUGGUGUAAAAUUUCUGUGGUCUGCAAUGGAACCUCAUUUGCUGCAGAUAUUGGCAUGCUUGUCUUUUGCAUGUUUGGUGGCUGCAUUGUAUAGGUACUAUCAAAGAUCGAGAGAGUGUUGCAACUGCAUCAUAACCUAUGACUCACUUGCCGAACAGCCAUUGUUAGAUCAACAUCAAGUUGUGCUGUUGCCAGUGACUUCUUCAGUUCAAGAUGCAGAUCUACCUGUACACUCUUCAGAGCAACCUAUGCAAUUGACAAUUCCUAACCAAGGCCUGGCUGGUAGUUUGGAGGUUCCUAUGGAGUUGACAUUGCCCAUGCUGGACCCAUUGGUCAGUCUUGAGGAUCCUGUGCAAGAGUCAUUGCCUAAGACAGACCCACUUGUCACUCACAAUGUUCCUGUGAUUGGUCAUGGGAUCCAUGAUCAGAAACUGAAACAAGGUGAUCCCGAGAAGGUGAAGGCUUCCAAUGGUAGCUUUCUGAAGCAUAGCGAUGUUGACAGCUCCAAGGCACCAGUGGUUGAACUACUUGGAGAGUUCAUGUUUGCAAAUAGCUCAAGAGGAAGAUCUAUCAAGAGAUUGAAUCAGAAUGCUGGAGAUGCUACAGUUCAGGAAUUGUUGGAACAUUUGGGAAAGGAUGAGGAUGUCGAAAAGAUGCAGGUGCAUUCAAGCAUCAUUCAAAGCCCUAGUGUUCAAGGAGCAAAAAAAGAGCAGGAGAAAUCUGUAAGACUGGAGAAGACCGAUGCGACGCCAACUCCACUGACACCGACUCCAUUGAGACGCUCAAGCCGCCUCCGCAGCAAGGUGACUUCCCCUUGAGCAAGGACGACGAUGCAUGCUAACCUUGAUGCUGGGUUCCUUUGUGGUGUGGCGGAAAGCUGUGGACGGGACAGCACCUAGUUGUUACCCAAGCUUUGAUGUUGUGCUUUAGGAGCAGAAGAACAAUAUUUUACCAGAAAAUGCUGCGUAUUUGUCCCCUUUUAAUCCUCACGUGCAUGUAUUUCUCGUACCGAUGGCUACACUUAACGGUAGAUCCGGCUUUCCGGCUAGAGACGUCUGUAAUGAACAAAUCUGUGGCAUCUUAGUUUAUUCAAGUUCUACAUUGGUGGCGUAUAUUGUUCUUUCUGUAAUUUUAGUAAUUGGUUUGUUUUACGUGCCAUGCAUUGCUGUAUCUAGUUUUCGUGCAAGAAUUGAUGCCAGGCUGUCAUUCUUGAA